Menidia menidia (Atlantic silverside) is the source of this 1652-nucleotide messenger RNA. The record is from the annotation of a GenBank genome assembly. Lineage: Eukaryota; Metazoa; Chordata; Actinopteri; Atheriniformes; Atherinopsidae.
UUUAGAGGUGUUGUUUCCGAGGGACCGUGAAGGCAACGUGGCAGCAGAGCACACACCAGCUGGGAGCUCAAUGAAGCAGUCCAAUUCGCUUUUAUAUUUCAGUUUUUGGAGUCAUGGCAAAACAGUACGACAUUCUGUUCAGGCUGCUCGUUCUCGGAGACUCCGGGGUUGGAAAAACCUGCAUGCUGCUCAGGUUCACGGAGGGGGAAUUUGAUCCUUCCCAUAUUUCCACCAUCGGAGUUGACUUUAAGAUGAAAACAGUAGAGAUAGAUGGCAUCAAGGUGCGCGUACAGGUCUGGGACACGGCCGGUCAGGAGCGUUACCAGACCAUUACCAAACAGUACUACAGACGGGCGCUGGGUAUCGUGUUUGUGUACGACAUCACAAACCAGUCAUCCUUCCAGCACAUCGCAAAGUGGGCCAGUGAUGUGGAUGAGUAUGCGACAGAGAAGGUGCAGAUGAUCUUGGUUGGAAACAAAGCCGACGAUGAGCACAGGAGACAAGUGUCAACAAAUCAAGGAUGCAAGUUGGCUGAAUCAUACGGGAUGGAGUUCUUUGAGACCAGCGCUUCAACAAGCAGCAACAUUAAUGAGGCUUUUACCCGUUUGACGGAACUAGUGCUGCAGGCUCACAAGAGAGACCUGGACAACCUGUUGGGGUCUCUAGAUUACUAUUUGGACAACGCUGCUCAAGAGGAAGAGGAGAGAGAUGCAUCCCAGAGUGAGGUCCCCUCCGGCUUCAUCCAGAGUGCCAGCGCAGCAGCCGAGAUGACGUUCAUCGCCAAGACCUUUUACGACCUGAGGGCCACCUCGCUGGAGGGAGACCCGGUGGACUUCAAUGUCGAACUCAACCAGCUGCAGAGCAAGUACCCCCAUCGGCUGGUGGUCCUGGGUUUCCCCUGUAACCAGUUUGGAUACCAGGAGAAUUGCAACAACGGUGAGAUCCUGAAUUCCCUGCAGCAUGUGCGUCCAGGUCAUGGUUUCAAACCUAACUUCCACAUAUUUGAGAAAUGCGACGUCAAUGGAGCAAACACACAUCCUGUCUUUGCCUACCUGAAAGACAAACUGCCCUAUCCUGAUGACGAUCCCAGCUCCCUCAUGCAAGAUCCCAAAUUCCUCAUUUGGACCCCCAUCAACAGGACGGAUAUCUCCUGGAAUUUUGAGAAAUUCCUCAUCGGCCCAGAAGGAGAGCCCUUUAAAAGAUACAGCAAAAAAUUCCCUACCAUUGACAUAGAGCCUGACAUUCAAAGACUAUUGAGAUUAACCAAGACCUAAGUAUAGCCUCUCCCUUCUAAUGGCUUCUCAUCCAUAAGUGUCAGGGUUGACAUGUCCUCAUCCACGCUUUUGAGCCUUAAUAAAUGAAGGUGAUAUUCUGAAAAGCUGAGCGAAUAUCAUCUGAGGCCUUGUAAGUGCUUAACAGUAGUGGAUUAAUUAAUUAUUUGUAUAUUCCAGCCAUGUGGAAAUAAGAGAGUGCAUUUUUUUAGUAGAAUCUGUUAAUAAGAGAUGCUUAUGUAACGUCUCUCUUUAUUUCUUGUCUUUUACUCUUCUUGCCAGCAGAUGGUGCCACUCAUUUAAUCAUUCAAAUGAACGGCUUUAUGAAUUAAAAUUCAACACACACACAAUGUUGGCACUGAAAUAAAAACUCUAAAAUCC